AUGGCGGAAGUGACGGCGAAGCGAUUCAGUGCGGGUUACGCACUGUUACAGAAGAAACAGCGCAGCUUCGUUCAGUGUUCUUUGUUGAAUUCGGCAAAAGAGCGUGGUAUUGAUCUCAUUAGGAUCGACACCGACAAGCCGCUAAUUGAUCAAGGCCCUUUUGAUUGUGUGCUUCACAAGUUGAACACUGAAGACUGGCGGAAACAGCUAAAGGAGUACUCCGUUCGGAACCCUAGCGCUUACAUAAUCGAUUCUCCUGACGCAAUCCAGCGGUUACACAACCGGAUUUCCAUGCUCGAAGUGGUUUCGGAGAUUGAGGCGGCGGAGGUGAAAGACGGUGAGUCGGCUUCCUUUGGGACACCUAAGCAGACGGUGAUAUACGAAUCGGAGAAGCUGAAAGACACGACGUGUUGGGGCGAGGAAUUGAAGUUCCCGGUGAUUGCGAAACCCUUGGUAGCGGACGGAAGAGUUCGUGAACCACGGCGGGGUGAUCUUCAAAGUGUAUGUGGUCGGAGAGUUUCUAACAUGACUUCGCAUCCAAAGAAUGACGAUAUAUACUACAAGAUUUUGGAAGACGCAGAGAUGCCUCCGAUGAGUCUGAUAACUAAUAUCGCCCGUGGGCUGCGUAAGGCAAUGAAAUUGCAUCUUUUCAACUUUGAUGUGAUCAGGGAUACCAGAAUUGGAAACAGGUACCUUGUUGUAGACAUCAACUAUUUUCCUGGCUAUGCCAAGAUGCCUGGUUAUGAAUCCGUCUUGACUGAUUUCUUGUGGGAUGUUUUGACCAAAGAAGAGGCUAGGUCUUUCAAUAACAAGAAAGAAACAACCAAAUUGGUUGAAAAAAUCGAUUUUUGUGGUGACCAAAAAGGGUCUCUUCCUGUUCUUUCUGUUGAAAAGGAUGAACAGGGCCCUUUUCAGGUCUGA
This is a messenger RNA of Lactuca virosa, 921 nucleotides long. NCBI's taxonomy places the organism in Eukaryota, Viridiplantae, Streptophyta, Magnoliopsida, Asterales, Asteraceae. The record is from the annotation of a GenBank genome assembly.